CCAGGUGUGCUGGGCUGGGCUGUCCUGGGCUGUGUCCUGUUGGGGUCUCUGUGGGGGUCUCUGUCUGCAGAGCCCUUCUUUCCCCGGGCCUCUCCCUGGAAGCCGGCUUUCCUGGUGAUCCUGCCCUUGCUGCUACUCCUACUCCUGGGGACUGUCUGCUACACCCAGAGAGAACAUUCCACACAGAUGCGGGAGCUGCAGGAACAGAGGAAUCUGUGCAGGGCUAAGGAGGAGGACCUAUGGUUCAAGGAGAAGGCCUUGAAGGAGAAAGAUGAACUCCAGGCAAUUCUAGAGCAGAGGAAGGCAGCUUACCUGGCUGCCUGGAGGAAGGCCCAGCUGUACGCAGAUUGGCGGAAGGAGCAGUUCCAGGCCUGGUCUUUCACUCUGGAUCCUGAUUCUUCCCAUUCAGAAGUUAUGUUCUCUCAUGACAAGAAGAGUAUGACCUGUAAUCAUGUUGGUGUAGAAAAAGGAUAUUUUGUUUGGGGUCUUGAGGGCAUCAUAUCAGGGCGUUGUUACUGGGAAGUAGAGGUCAAGAAUGGAGACAGAAGUGAUUGGGGUCUAGGGAUAUGGAGUGAAGAUGAGGAAACAAGAUACAAUGCUCCAUCCCCCUCAAAUGGAUACUGGGUUGUGGGACGAUUCAGAGAAGUUUUUGAAGCCUUUACUGAUCCUAGUACUCCAAUAAAUCUCAGAAAGUUUCCCCAAAGGGUGGGAGUUUUCCUGGACUAUGCUCAAGGGGACGUCUCCUUCUAUAACAUGACCGAUGGCUCCCACAUUUUCUCCUUCCCUCCUGAGUCCUUCUCUGGGACCCUCCUUCCAUUCUUCACAUGUUAUUUUGGAGACGUGUCCAUGACCCUCUGCCCCCUGGAGGCUGGGCCCCAGAAGCCCUCUGUGCCCAUGAACAAUCCUCCUUCUCUGGAGGAGCCUGUGGGUCCCCCAGGGGGAGGGGAUCCCCUCAGGCUCUGGUGUGGAUGGGGCUCCCCCAGGGCCUGAAGACCCCCUCCUCUCCUGUACCCCUGAGACCGUGUCCCCAUGAGGCCCCUCCCUGCCCAGCUCUGCCCUGGGCUCUUCUUGUGCUGCAGGUUCCCUGUGGACAAACCUGUGAGCGAGUCCUGGAUGCUGGAGUCUCGUCCUCCUGCUCUGGGUGCAGAUUCCUGGGCCGUGGCUAUGAGAACAGUCAGGUCAGGUCUUGUGCUGAGACAGCGAAAGAGGAAAUUGAUUUACUUUGAACCAGUCUGUGGUAGGAUGAAUUGCAUCAUGGGGAAUCACUUUUCAUUUGGUAAAGAAAGUAUUUCAUGGUGUUUUCAUGUUGUUUGGACAUGA
Molecule: messenger RNA, 1320 nt
Organism: Talpa occidentalis (Iberian mole)
Lineage: Eukaryota; Metazoa; Chordata; Mammalia; Eulipotyphla; Talpidae
Product: butyrophilin subfamily 3 member A3-like
Exons: 6
Coding region: 187-990 (267 amino acids)
Molecular function (GO): protein binding
Source: RefSeq, a predicted model, not a curated record